AUGGUGUUCUUUUGUUAUUUCGCCAUGUUUAGAGUGAGUUACACUUUAGCACACACGCGCCGCCCUCUUACCAUCGUCGCGCGCGCCCUGCCCCGUCCCGUUGCGCUCGCGCGCCUUGCUCGCCGUCGUCGCGCGCUCGCGCCCUGCUCGCCGUCUUCGUGCGCGUGCGCCUGCUCCCCGUCGUUGCGCGCGCGCGCCUGCUCCCCGUCGUUGCGCGCGCGCCCUUUGCCCUCCGCUGUCGCGCGCGCGCCCUGCCCACCGCCACUCAGCCUCACCUUCUCGCGGCCGUUCUCCCUUCCCCUCCUCGUGGGCGCCUUCCCCUCCCCUCAUGGCGCCUUCCCCCCCCCUCGAUCCCCCCCUUCACCCUCCUCCUCCUCCUCCUCCUUUGCCUCUUUCGCGCCACCUCCGCCUUCUCCGCCCACCCUUUCUGCCUCUUCAUCCUCCUCCUCCUCUCUUCUCUCUUACCUCCUCUUCUUCCCUCUCCUCCCUUCCUCCACCUCCUUUCCUCCCGCAUGUGCUGCAGCUGGCUGCUGGCUGUUGGUUACCAUUACGUGCCCGCGCUCCUACAUCCUCCCCUCGCUCCGCCCCUUCACCCUCCUCCACCUCUCUUCUCUCCCUAUAUUUCCCCCACCAUUUCACCUCUUCCUCCGCCUCUCUCCUCUCCUUAUCUGCUGCAGUUGGUAG
Closterium sp. Naga37s-1 is the source of this 684-nucleotide messenger RNA. The record is from the annotation of a GenBank genome assembly. Lineage: Eukaryota; Viridiplantae; Streptophyta; Zygnematophyceae; Desmidiales; Closteriaceae.